CAUAAGCAUCUUCACACACAAGCAGAGAGAGAAAGAGAAAAUAGUUCACAUGAGAUGGCCAAAAACCAAGCUUUAUGUAAUCAUGUAGAAGAUGAUUAUAUUGAUUUAGAGGUUAGUUCUUCCUCAAAGUUCUUGUGUUACUCCAUCAACUCUCCACCACACAGCAGGGAGUUUGAGUUCCAAAUGUGUUCUGUUUCUCAUGACAGAGAGUCCACAACUACUCCUGCCGAUGAUCUUUUUUAUAAGGGUAAACUCCUUCCUCUUCACCUUCCUCCUCGUUUACUAAUGGUUCAAAAACUCACUACCUCAGAGAAAAAAACACAAGAUUCGUCUGAAGAAAGCUGUGUCAUUCCGUUUGUUACUAGCUCUGGUACUACUGCAACUAAUACGAGUACCCCAUUAGAAUCUUGUAAUGUUUCGCCGUCAGAGUCUUGCAGAGUUAGUAGUGAAAUAAACCCAGAUGAAUACUUCUUUGACUGGUCGACUGAAAUGAGUGGUUUCAUUGAUGGUGAUCAGUCAAAGAAGUCUUGGAACAGAAAGCUCAAGCUGAUUAAGAAAUCUUCACUGGGUCAAAAGCUCAAAGCAUCGCGGGCAUAUCUCAUGUCUUUGUUUGGUAAGUCCGGCUGUUCGGAUGAGUUCUGCGCCAAAGCAGCUUGUGAUGUUGAGCCAGAAAAUAUUUCAAAAGGCAACACUUGUUUAAGCAAGUCCCCGUUUGGAAAAAUUGGUAAUGAUAGAUACAAGAUACCUACUACUUUCUCCAAGAACAUUAAAAAGGAGAUGGUUGAGGAUGGUGCUAAUAAUGUCCACAGAAGGUCCUUCUCAGGAGCAAUUCAAAGGCAUUCUGCAAUGAAGUGUUUAUCUUCAUCAACAUCUACAUCUUCAUCUGGUUCUUCUUCAUCUUCAUCUUUUUCAUUCAGUUCACUCAGGUUUUAUGAUUUACAGUUGCUCAAGAGGAGUAGCAGUGCGAAUUCGGAGAUCGAAAAUUCAAUCGAGGGAGCAAUUGCUCACUGUAAACAGUCUCAGCAGUUAGGGGUUUGUUCACUAUCUGCUUCAAGGAUUUCAGUCUGUGGAGACCAAGAAAGACCUAAACUUUGCAGCAUAUGAAUAUGUUACUAAUAAAAAGUGGAAAAAACCACCAUGAAGGAGAAAGAGGUAUCAUUUACUGAACCAGAGUUGUUGAUCAUAAUACUGUAAUAUUAUGUGGAAAAAACCACUGAAGUCUUUUAUUUGUUCAAUAAAGGUUAAAUCCUACAUGUUUAGUUAUCGGAGGUUUUAU
Pistacia vera is the source of this 1276-nucleotide messenger RNA. RefSeq names its product probable membrane-associated kinase regulator 4. The record is from RefSeq and is a predicted model, not a curated record. The transcript has 2 exons. NCBI's taxonomy places the organism in Eukaryota, Viridiplantae, Streptophyta, Magnoliopsida, Sapindales, Anacardiaceae. Gene Ontology annotation, molecular function: kinase inhibitor activity. Bases 55 to 1104 code for a protein of 349 amino acids. Gene Ontology annotation, cellular component: plasma membrane.